CACGGCCUCCCCCCUCCUUCCCCCCAGCCUUUAGCCUGGAAGAUGGCGGGUGGCGUGGACGGCCCCAUAGGGAUCCCGUUCCCGGAUCACAGCAGCGACAUCCUCAGCAGCCUGAACGAGCAGAGGAACAACGGGCUGCUGUGCGACGUGGUCAUCCUGGUGGAGGGCCAGGAGUUCCCCACCCACCGCUCCGUCCUGGCGGCGUGCAGCCAGUACUUCAAGAAGCUCUUCACCUCAGGGUUAGUGGUGGACCAGCAGAACGUGUACGAGAUUGACUUUGUGAGUGCGGACGCGCUGUCGGCGCUGCUGGAGUUCGCCUACACCGCCACCCUCACCGUCAGCACUUCCAACGUCAACGACAUCCUCAACGCCGCCACGCUGCUGGAGAUCCCGGCCGUCAGGGAUGUCUGCACGGAUCUCCUGGAGAGGAAGAUUCUGGCCAAAAAUGACCAGAUGGAUACAGUAGAUCAAAUUGAUCAGAGGAACCAUCUCAGAGCUAAAGAGUACCUGGAGUUCUUCCAGAGCAACCCCGUGAACGGCCACCAAGGCAGCUUUCCGUGGACCAACCCAGAGUUGAGAGACCUUCAGAGACUGAACUUCCGAGGCCAGGAGGAGGAGGAGGAGUCCAACUGCAACGGCCUGGACUUCUACUCGCAAGCCACCCAAACAGAAAGACCAAAGGCAAGUGACUGUGACCCCGACAGCAACCCGGCCAUGUGGCUGAAGCGCGAGGACGAGGAGCCGGCCAGCGGCGGGAUGUUCUCCCCCUCCCAGAACGGACAUUACAGCAGCCGUGGCUUGGCCACCCCGGGAGAAGAGGAGGGGGGCACCCCCAGGGGCCCCCUGGACCCGCAGGAAGCCGGGGACUCGCCCAGCUUCAUCCCCACGGGCAUGGAGACGGAGGAUGACGGCAGGGAGGUGGAUGACCUGGCCGCCAGCGCCCUGCUGCAGCAGAUGAUCAACUCGGUGGGGCGGCAGCAGCUCGGCGACGACGACCGCAAGGACGAGGACGGGGUCAUGGAUUAUUACUUGAAAUAUUUCGGCAGUUCCAGCGAGGGCGACAUGUACCCGUCCUGGUCUCAGAAGGUGGAGAAGAAGAUCAGGGCGAAAGCAUUCCAGAAGUGCCCCAUCUGUGAGAAGGUGAUCCAGGGCGCCGGGAAGCUGCCGCGCCACAUCCGCACCCACACCGGGGAGAAGCCCUACGAGUGCAACAUCUGCAACGUGCGGUUCACCAGGCAGGACAAGCUCAAGGUGCACAUGCGGAAGCACACGGGGGAGAAGCCCUACCUGUGCCAGCAGUGCGGCGCCGCCUUCCCCCACAACUACGACUUGAAGAACCACAUGCGGGUGCACACGGGGCUGCGGCCGUACCAGUGCGACAGCUGCUGCAAGACUUUCGUCCGCUCCGACCACCUGCACAGGCACCUUAAAAAGGAUGGAUGCAACGGGAUCCCUUCCCGGAGGGGCCGCAAGCCGCGGGUCAAGGAGGCGGGGGCGAUGCCGCCCACGCCCACGGGCAGCGCCGAGGACGGCGCGGGGUUGGCGGCGGAGAGCCACGAGUGCGAGGACACGGCGCAGGGCAGCGAGCAGGAGCAGCAGCAGCAGCAGCAGCACUUUGAGGAGAAUUCCAAUAACGAAGCGCCGGGAUUGAAUGUAGCAGGAGGGUCGGAUGAGGGUAACGCGCAAGGACUCUCCUAAACCAAAAAAAAAAAAAAAAAGAGAAAUAUAUAUAUAUAUAAAAGAUACAAACCAACCCCAACCAACGAAACAGCCACCUGAGAGAAAAAACAAGUCACAAAAUCUAGUUAGUACUUUUCCUCCGAUUUUUCUCUUUAAAAGAUGUUUCUCUCCCUUUUUUUAAGGAAAAAUGAAACAAAAAAACAAACAAAAAAAAAAAGAGAGAUAUUAUAUUAACGUUUUCCAAUCUUCCCAUCGUAAGUGGGGCUCUCCCCCCAGGAUCCCUCAUAGCCAAGGACCUUUUUUUGGAAAGGCAAGGACGCUAGGGAAGCACGAGGUGGGGAUGGAAAGUGGCUCUGUCACAUGGAAAAGAGCUUCCAUGUAAAUCCAAAGCUUUAUUUUGUGUCCAAACACGUGUUAAAAAAAA
Ficedula albicollis (Collared flycatcher) is the source of this 2104-nucleotide messenger RNA. RefSeq names its product zinc finger and BTB domain containing 7A (gene ZBTB7A). NCBI's taxonomy places the organism in Eukaryota, Metazoa, Chordata, Aves, Passeriformes, Muscicapidae. Gene Ontology annotation, biological process: regulation of transcription by RNA polymerase II. The coding region runs from base 43 to 1698 and encodes 551 amino acids. Gene Ontology annotation, molecular function: DNA-binding transcription factor activity, RNA polymerase II-specific; RNA polymerase II cis-regulatory region sequence-specific DNA binding; protein binding. The record is from RefSeq and is a predicted model, not a curated record. The transcript has 2 exons.